Molecule: messenger RNA, 680 nt
Organism: Rhagoletis pomonella (apple maggot)
Lineage: Eukaryota; Metazoa; Arthropoda; Insecta; Diptera; Tephritidae
Exons: 2
Coding region: 4-543 (179 amino acids)
Source: RefSeq, a predicted model, not a curated record
GGCAUGCCUGUGGGUGAUCAAGACAAAUCCUGGGCACCUCAUUUCGCGUGUGAAAACUGCAAAAGGACUUUGGAAGGAUGGUACAGAGGGGAAAAGAGAGCUAUGAAGUUUGCUGUGCCAAGAGUUUGGAGAGAACCCACUGACCAUUCAAGCAACUGCUUUUUCUGCAUGGUGGACCCUUCCAAACGUCGGACUGGCAAAAAAGCAAGUCAAAUCAUGUAUCCUGACAUUCCUUCAUCCAUGGCUCCAGUUCCACACAGCUCUGACCGCCCCGUUCCUACUCCUCCAGAGAAAGAGCAGGUGUCUUCCUGUGAGAGCCCUGAUUCCAUGAGUGUGGAAGACAAUGAAGGUGAAGGAUUUAAUUUACUAGCUGAUAACAAAAACCCAUACUAUCCCAACCAAAAGGACAUGAAUGAUUUGAUCAGAGAUCUUGGUCUAACCAAGUCCGAUGCUGAACUUUUGACGUCCAGACUGAUGCAGUGGAAUUUGCUGGAUCCUAGUGUUAAAGUCACAUGUCAGAGGAAGCGUCCAAUGAGAACAUGAUGGGAGAUUACAUUUGGGGAUUGAUUAGAGAAAGUGACUCGCAGUUUAAACGCAAAUGUCGAAAAACCACCCGCUUCUGAUUUACUUUUAUGUUUUUGGUUUUCUGAAGUUUUAAUAAAAUUUAGUUUUGAUUUAUA